This is a messenger RNA of Cantharellus anzutake, 603 nucleotides long. RefSeq lists its product as uncharacterized. The coding region runs from base 1 to 603 and encodes 200 amino acids. NCBI's taxonomy places the organism in Eukaryota, Fungi, Basidiomycota, Agaricomycetes, Cantharellales, Hydnaceae. The transcript is spliced from 2 exons. The record is from RefSeq and is a predicted model, not a curated record.
AUGAGGAAAGAAUAUCGGCUUCGUUCCAAGCGGCUAGCUUCCUUUCGUGAAUAUAGCAUUACAGUCUCAUCUGCGCGCUCAAAAAAGACGAAAAUCGUAAAUGCAGCAUGGCCCCACCCUCCCACCUCCAAACUCACCCCAGAGUCAUUGGCAGACGCCGGUUUUUUCUUUAACCCUGAUGACGAUGCACCGGAUAAGACCGAAUGCUUUAUCUGUGGACUAUCUCUUGCUAACUGGGAAGAAGAUGACGAGCCUCGAACUGAACAUCUGAAACGCAGCAACUCCUGCACAUGGACUGAGGCGCAGACUCGGUGCUGGUUUUUAUUCCCUGACGCGAACGUUCUCUAUGGUCUAUCUGCCAGCUGGCGCUUCAACUCUGAUGACCGAGUUCCUACACAUCCUGCUCGGAUCAAGGCUCGCCUAGAAACUUUUGCCUCGUGGCCUCACGAUAAAAAGAAGGGCCAUAAUUGCACCUCAGAAGCGCUUGCACAGGCCGGAUUCGUCCAUGUCCCAGACGUGGGUGAUGGGGAGGACAUGGUAGUCUGUGACUAUUGCAAUCGUUCAUUAAAUGGAUGGGGCCAGAUGAUAUCCCGAUGUUUGUGA